AACGUAUUAAACAUGAAAAGAUGGCGGAAGAUGGUGAAUGUUGUCCACUACAUGAAUGUGUUUUCAGUGGUGAUGUGCGAAGACUUUCAAGCUUACUGCGAUUAAAUGACGUUUCAAAGAAAGAUAAACAUGGUAACACAGCAUUACAUUUGGCAGUUAUGCUGGGCAGGAAAGAAUGUGUCCAUUUAUUACUUGCACACGGAGCGCCUGUCAAAGUCAAGAAUCUUGCAGGUUGGAGUCCCCUCGCUGAAGCUAUCAGUUAUGGUGACAGACAGACAAUUUCAUCACUUGUGCGCAAACUAAAACAGCAGGCAAGAGAACAAAUGGAGGAAAGGAGACCAAACCUUGUAUCAGCUCUCAAUCAGAUGGGUGAUUUUUACAUGGAACUCAAAUGGGACUUCCAAAGUUGGGUACCACUAGUAUCAAGGAUUCUUCCGUCAGACAUUUGUAGAAUUCACAAACGUGGAUCAUCUAUUCGCCUUGAUACCACACUGGUCGACUUCAAUGAUAUGAGGUGGGAGCGUGGUGAUAUCUCAUUCCUAUUCAAUGGAGAUCGGAAACCUAAUCUUUCCUUAACAGUCCUGGACAACAAGGCUGAGCUUUUUCAGCGUGUACGAUACGAGGAAACAGAGGUAGAAAUAGAGGAUGAAGUGGAUAUCCUAAUGAGCAGUGAUAUCAUGGCAGCACAGAUGUCUACGAAGUCCAUAACUUUCACAAGGGCACAGACAGGAUGGAUAUUCAGGGAGGAUAGAAAGGAAAUGGUUGGGCCAUUCCAUUCAGAAUUUUAUGUCAUCAAUGGUAUGCUCCUUGAGUCAAGGAAACGACGAGAACAUCUAUCAGAAGAGGACCUCCAAAAGAACAAAGCCAUUAUGGAAAGCUUUACCAAAGGCAACACACAAGGUUUCGAUAAUAAUGGAGAGCCUGUAAGGAGGCUGUCAUUGUCACCCCCUCCUGAGAGCAAAGUAUCAUGGGAGGAGUACAUAGGAAGUGAACCAGGAAACCAUCCAACAUUAGGACGAAAUCUAGUGUACAAAGAAACCAGUAAAGCUUUCAAGGCUACUGUUGCUAUGAGUCCUGACUUCCCACUCUCUGUGGAUAUGUUACUGAAUGUGCUGGAAGUGAUUGCUCCUUUCAAACAUUUUAGUAAGCUGAGGGAGUUUGUUCUUAUGAAACUACCUCCAGGCUUUCCAGUCAAGAUAGAUAUUCCUAUUCUACCCACUGUCACAGCUAAAAUCACAUUCCAAGAAUUUGCGUUUCGGAAUGAUAUCAAGGCUGAGCUCUUUGAAAUCCCAGCACAUUAUAUAGAAGAUCCAACAAGGUUUCCUGACUUAUGACGAUUUGAUCAGUUGAUGCUGAUUGAGAUUAAUUAUCGUCGCCCUCUGAUUAGAACAAAUCACCACCACCACAUCUCUCGAAGUCUUCAUCGUCAUCACUUCCACCAUUACCACCACCACAGGUCUACAAACCCAGUAUUGAAACAUCCUACUGGUUGCAGAGUUGGCAGCACUGUUAUUAAACAUAGUCACUAUGGUACAAAUGAUGUCAAUUAUGAAAAUGAUUUUGACAUUAACUGUAGCAGCAGAUUAUCUGUGCAAGAUAAUAUCACAAGUGGCAAUGCUAUCAAUAAACAUAGUGGUGGAGGUUUGGAGUGUGGUUCUGCUUUAUGUUUGAUGAGGUCUGGUGCCCACAGUGAAUCAUUGACUGGAGGUAACAGUCGUGUCUGUUUUCCGAAACUUUGUGCUUCAGGAAACCAGUCAGCAUCUUCUGGAACUGGAGAUGCGAAUAUUUGUCUGUCUGUUUCUCAUCAGGUGGCUGUAGAAUUUCCAUUGACACUAAGCCUAGGAAGCAGCUACUCAAGUCAUUGUGUCUUGUAUCUUGAUAAGAUCACUUCAUCCUAAAUAUAUCUUUUUAUACAUUUCUGCAGUGAUAAGCAUCCUGAGAACUGAAAUAUUUGACAAUGACUAGUUUACUCUCUUGUAACAUGCCAGUAUUUCAAAACAUAGGGUAACACACUUGACCCUUUUCCUCAAAUGUAUUUUGAGUUCACGUUGGUUAUCAGUGAGUUAAAUGUGGCACCGUGCUUCAUGGUGGUAGAUAUUUAAACAUGUAUUGUAUGUGUUCUCUUUGUGUUUCAACCAGAGGAAUUACUUUACAUGGUUAUUUCAACCUAUAUUUGAUUUCUUCCUGCACUAAUUCUCAAGUAUGUUGAGCAGUCUGUGAACUUUUCUUACCUCUUAGGAACAUACAUUAAUUUUUUAAAGUAAGCUUUGUUUCAUAGGUAAUAUGACACAAAUUUAUGUUGGACACUCAUGAAGAUAUUUAAUUUUAGGUGAAUGUUGAGUUCUGUAGUCAACCCACUGAAGGUGGUUUCUUAUGUAAACCAGCAUGCUAGUUGUUUAGAAGGAGUAAUUUGAGGGUUAAAUACCAAUUAGUGCUCAACUUGUGAUAGAAGAGUGCAAUAGGUAGAUGAUACUGUAAAACUAACGUGAACCUAGCCAUUUUCCAAUUAAGAUUUUAAGAUUGAUCCUAGUGCAGAUGUGUCAUUCAAGUGUGGCCCAAUGUAUGAUGUGAGCAGGCACUGCACUGUUGAAUGAGAUGUAUGUGGGGCUUGAUUCACCUGAAAUGAGAAUGCAGGUUAAAUGCUGUUCUUGUUCUUUUAUUUCAAAUUUAAGCAGAUCCAGGUACAGGUUGAGAAGUAGCUUCACAAACCAUUGGAUAUAGAAUGUGUCACAUAUCAGAACAAAUGUUCCAAUUAAUCAUUGGAACAAGUCUAGGUAACAUAAUAUGAAGUAUACGUAACACAGACAUAGAACAUAAAUGGAUAUGAUUACAAAAAAAUGAAGCAAAUGAAAAAUGUAUUAACCAUUUAUACAACAAAAUUCCUCCAGUUUAUAAAAACAAUGCAAAACAAGAUAUCUUCUUAAGGAACUCUUAAAAAUUUUAGGCGUCUGUACAAGCUCUUUUAAUUCAAGUGGUAAUUUAUUAAAAAUUUUAAUACCAGUGUAGUAAACGCCAUUUUGAUAUAAUAUUAGAGAGGAAGUAGGAAAAUAUAAAUUUUCACAUUGUCUUGUCUGUACAUUCUGCCUAUUGUAGUUAGUAAUAAAAAAAUUCCUAUUCUUUAAAACAAAAAGCAGGAUUGAAUAUAUAUAUUGAGAUUUCAAUGGUAAGAUCUCUAACUAUCUAAGAAGAUUCCUACAUGAGGACCUACUUCUAUAUCCUGUCAUUAAGCAAACAACUGUUUUUUGUAACAUAAAAAGUUUUAUGCUGUUGGUUGAUUGACUGUAUUUUGAGUAUUUCUGUUUUGUGUAAUGGCUAAUUUUGUAUUGUGUGUAUGGUUUGAUUCAGUUUCAUUACACAUACAUUUUUCCUCAUUUUGACUGUUUUAGUGGAAUUUUAUAUAUAAAUGUAUAUAGUGUGUAUAGUUCAUAAAUCUUUGCAUAAUGUUGUUUGUUGAACAUCUGCUUCAUUGAUAUAUCAAUAUUUUAUGCAGCUAAACUGCAGAAAGUGUGCAGUACUUGUUUACAUUGAGAACUGAUAACUUAAAUCUUCAUGUUACAUCUUUAGCACUUACAUGGUUCCUAAAUUUUAUUUAAUUUACAUGUACUUCCCAGUAAGUAAAUUGUUCUGAUAAUUGUUGAUGUAAUUAAUUUUAUAAAUUAUUGUGUUAAAAUUUUAUGGUAAAAUUGCAGCUAGGUAUAAAUUAAAAUAUUAUGGGCAGUUAGUUUUUUACAGUUUUGGCUAUUAAUUUACACUUCUAACAGGGUAUUCCUUUUGUGAAGAAUCAAAAUCGCUAUAUAUAAGUAAAUUGUAUGAUGCAUUAUAGUACGUACUAUAUAGGUCCAUGUAUAAAUGUGCAUCUCAGCCAUACCUUUCUUGUACAAAAUAUGUGAUUCUUGGGCUCCUGCCAUUUACACCAUGUAUCCUAUAUUUAAUGAGUAGAGUGUGAUUACACGUUAUUUUUUAUAAAUACAAUGCAUGUGUUUGUUAUAUGUGAAAAAUAAGACCGGAUACACAGUGAAGCAGAAAAGAAAAUCAGUAGAAGGUGUGCAGUAAGCUAUACAUAUUUCCAACAGAGUUGGUAAAGGAUACAUGGCUGGAAGGAUUUUUUGCUGUGUGAUUUGUUUUAUGGCACCAUCAGUAGCACACUGCAUAAUUGGGUAGUAGGCUGAUUAAUGAAUAAUGAAUUGGAAUGGAUUUGGAAGGAAGAAACUGUCGCAUAA
Messenger RNA from Cryptotermes secundus, 4220 nucleotides. Its product is annotated as ankyrin repeat domain-containing protein 13C. The transcript is spliced from 11 exons. NCBI's taxonomy places the organism in Eukaryota, Metazoa, Arthropoda, Insecta, Blattodea, Kalotermitidae. Gene Ontology annotation, molecular function: protein binding. Bases 21 to 1334 code for a protein of 437 amino acids. The record is from RefSeq and is a predicted model, not a curated record. Gene Ontology annotation, cellular component: cytoplasm.